AUGAUAGUUGAAGGAACACGCCGCUUUCACACUCAAUACACAAGAGAUGUAUCAUCUAACCGGCGUUCAGUAAGCGGGGGGCUGUCGACAUUGUCGUUCUUUCCUGGUUCACCUGAUGCUCCGAUUAAUCAAUCAAUUCCUCCGCAGAGCACCAUCUCCUCUAACACUUUACCUGCGCAAUCAUCUCGGCCUCCUACCACGACUACGCCGACCUCCUUGGGGGCAUCCAGAACACAAAAUGGUACCUCUACGCAAACUUCCACAUCCGGCUCCUCCCUAGGAGGAGUUACAGCUGGAGCAACUCGCGGUCAAAACACCUCUACCUCAUAUUCUUCCGCCUCAAACCCGGCGACACUCGCAUCAGACUCGUCAGCAUCGCGUGCUUCAUCCACAAAACCCACCACCAGCACUUCCAAGCCUAUAUCUACCCCACUGAUCAUUGCAAUAGCAGCAGCUGCCGGAUUACUGAUAAUUGGAAUACCGCUGAUAAUCCUACUGGUUCGCCGCAAAAAGAAAAGAUCCAACGUUGCUACCGAGGAAUCAAAGCUACCACCGCCCUCCUCUAUCACAUCAAUCACUAGGCAAACUCCGGGUCCCUCAGGCUCGCCCUCGUCGUUUGGUAAAAGACCAUUGAUGAUGGCAGCGGCGAUCCCAUCUAGAAACGCCCGCGCUAGCGUCGAAAGUUUUGGUCCAGGUCCCAGACCGUCUUCACAGAACCUUCGACAGACUGCAAUUCAAGCGCGUCAGGAUAUGGAAUAUAUGCGUUCAGACAACGUUACUACUCCCAUGAGGAGGGUCUAUAGACCCAAUGUUCGGGACGCCGUCCGAAGAUCUCCCUCACCAGACAGAUACGCUUCAAAUGCUCGGACUACCGAAUCAUCAGAUAUCCCGAUUAGCUAUAAUUCCCAGCGGAAUAGGCAGCAAGAAAACAAUGAAAGAAGGCCUUAUCAACUUCCAACUGGCCCACGUCCGACCAGAACACCUACGUUACCCUCGGAAUUCACCUCACCACGCAGAGCGCCCAAUCCUCUCAACCCUCAACCAACACGGAUUGUCGAUACUUCUUCCCUAAACAGACAGUAUGUUUCGGACUUGACGAGUAAUCCAUUUAGCGCGAGGUCUAGUUAUUACAAUGAUGAAUUCCCGCGCACACCAACAUCUGCUAUCAUGGCAGCCCGGCGAAGUUCAGUAGCUAGCGCGACUGAUAGUCAAGUCAGUGGGUUUUACGGCAAUGAUGAAGAAGAUUCAGUUUUUGAAGAGUAUAAUAAUGAAUCACAAAGUGAUCUAUCAUCUGGUCGCAGACCUCUCACGUCCAUGGACCCAGAUUAUCCAAUGGAUUUUAGUUAUUAUGAAGCAUGA
This is a messenger RNA of Melampsora larici-populina 98AG31, 1359 nucleotides long. RefSeq lists its product as uncharacterized. Lineage: Eukaryota; Fungi; Basidiomycota; Pucciniomycetes; Pucciniales; Melampsoraceae. The transcript is spliced from 3 exons. The coding region runs from base 1 to 1359 and encodes 452 amino acids. The record is from RefSeq and is a predicted model, not a curated record.